AUGCAGUUAGACCCUUCUUCUGUGUAUUCUUCAGAUGAACCAAUAGAGUAUUAUGAAGAAUCUAAUGAACAUUCUUUUGAAGAAGACAAUAUUAGUUACUAUGAUGAACCUGCUAUAUAUUCUUCGGAAGAAUUAGAUGAAGAUAUAAAUUCUUGUGAAGAGUUUACUUCUGAAACUUCUAGCAAUAGUAUUAAUUCUUGCGAUGAAUUAAGCAGUGAUAGUUUAUCAACAUCAGUUGAAAAUGAAUUUUUUGAAGAUAUUGCCGACAAAGCUUUAGAUCUGAAUAAAUUGUCACAAAAUAUUGCUACCAAUGCUUAUGAUGAACUUGUUGAAAUACUUUAUCAUCCCCAAUUCAAUCUUAAUCAUAUGAUUAAAAAUAUUCGAUUCUUUAGAUGUUGGAAGCAAAGACUUCCUCUUAUGCCAAUAUACUUAAGAUCUAUUAAUAUUUCAACUAUGAAGACUUCUUCAAAGUCUAACAAAAUUAAAAAAUGCUAUUAUUUGUCGAUUAAAGACAUAAUUUGA
This is a messenger RNA of Cetraspora pellucida, 522 nucleotides long. The record is from the annotation of a GenBank genome assembly. Lineage: Eukaryota; Fungi; Glomeromycota; Glomeromycetes; Diversisporales; Gigasporaceae.